AUGUUGGGGCCGACAACCCCGGACUAUAUCGUCUUGCUGCGAUAUAUCGCAAUGUCUACAGAUAUGAACAGUCCAUCGGAGAGACAGGAUAAGUCUCGGACGGGCUUCUACCAGUGUGGCGUCUGCAGAAAGCAUUAUGCACGACCUGAUCAUCUCAUCCGCCAUGUGCGAUCGCAUACCUCGGACAAGCCAUUUGUUUGUGACAAGUGCGGAAAAGGCUUUGGCAGAAUCGAUCUCCUACGUCGACAUGCGCGAGGACAUUCCACGGGUCAACGAGACUCCAGACUCUCCGCUGCCUCCGCCAUGCGAGGGCGCGUGUCACGAGCCUGUAAGAAUUGUGCUCUGUCCAAGCUCAAGUGUGACGACCAAAAGCCCUGUCGUCGAUGUGUCAAGCGGAAUCUCGAGUGUCAUUGGCCUCAGGAUGAGAGAACACCAGAUGCUGUAGACCCACAGGAACCAGAACGAUCAGUGGCGGAGUCUCCCGACUCGGGCGAGCAGAUGGACGAUAUCGGUAUCCCUCAUUCACAAGAUGAACCACCUCCACAGGAUUCCUCCGCGGGACUUAUGGACGAUUUCUACUCCGCCGCUGAGGAAGUGAUCGACCAGGCGUUCUUUGAGCAGAACAGGUUACCUCUAAUGUCCCCAAACGAAUACGUUUUUUUCGGUGGAAAUAUUAGCCCUGAGCUGGGCUUGACCGAGGCUGACCUGGAGUUCCUUGCAUCUCUCAACAAUCACGACCUGGCCCAUGAACGGCCAAACAGCACGACACAAUACUCAACUCGGCGCAGUGUCCCCGAAGCUUUGGGAUUGAUGGACAAGGAGGCGUAUCACAAUUCGCCUCUGUCCAAUUGGACCCCUCGCAGCGAAGACAAUGCCUAUAUGGAUCAACAGUAUUUGUCGGUACCGAAACAUCUUGACCGGUCCAUAUCGUCCGGUGCUGCCGAGGUGCGAGUAUUCUCUGAGUGCCUAUCGAAGGAGAGUCGCGAUAAGGCAUUUUCCAUCUUCGUUCAAAUAUGCCAGCGACGCGACUUUGGUCGAAUGAUGCAUUAUUUUCCAAGUGCGGAGCUCCUAGAUAGUCUGAUCCAGGACUACUUUCUCCAUCAGAGAUCUGAAAUAGAUUCAUGGAUCCACGAAGCCACUAUUGAUCUGAACCAGGAAAGUCCGGAGAUGAUUAUAGCCCUGGCUGCGGCUGGAGCAGUGCUGUCCCCAGUGAACGCCAUUCAACGUCUAGGAUAUGCCCUGUUAGAGAUAGCCCGUCUUGAACUUAGUAGCAAGUAUGAAAAUGACAAUACCAACACACGCAAUUUGCGACAGCAACAGGCAUAUACUCUCAUCUUACAGAUCGGACUCUGGAGUGGUGACAAACGACGUGUUGAGAUCGCGGAAAGCUUUGCACAACCCAUUGUGACGAUGCUGCGCCGAGCAUCGCACCUCCGAAGCGAAGGAUAUCCCAUCAUUACACCCGCGGUGGUAGAUGACGAAGAAACGCUGAAUCAGAAAUGGCAUCACUGGGUUGAGUCGGAAUCCUACAAACGAGUCGUUUACCAUCUCUUUAUCCAUGACGUGCAAUCGUCCUUCCGGCUGUCCACACACGCAUUGCUCUCAUAUGGUGAUCUAGAGCUACCUUUUCCAUGCUCUCGCAGGCUGUGGAAUGCAAAGACGGCGUCCGAAUGGGGUUAUGUUUACCUGCAGGAGUUUCCUCAAAUCCCGGAUGCUUUCCCUUCCCUUGCAGGUGUCUUGCGAGACCCAUCGACGCUCGGUCUGUUACCCCGCCAGAUCGACUUCCCUUUAGCAGCCUUCAUCUCCGUGCAUGGCAUGUCCCUGAUGGUAGCCGACUGUAAUCGUACGCGCCAUAGCUUACACCGUCCAUGGACUGGUCUACUCUUCCAGUCGUGGCAGCGUGAAUUGGAGCAAGAGCUCGAUCAGUUCAAUAUUGCGAUCGUAGAGCCACUGCAUGAAUCUGUCCCUGCCGUGUCCCUUAUUCAUCAGGCUGUCUGUCUCUCCUUGUAUCUACCGCUGGGCACGCUUGAGCGAUACGCUGGCAAGGAAGGUGAGAAGCGGUCUGCUGAUGUGUACGAGGCCUUCAUCCAACACAUCAACCCGAAUCAUUUACGGCAAGCUGCAUGGCAUGCAGGGCAGAUCUUACGCAUCGCUCGAUGUAUCGCGCCGGGUCUGCUGACUGGGUUCUGCGCCACGUGUCUAUACUUUGCCGCGCUUGCGCUUUGGACGUACAGCACGGUGACGGCACCGGACGGGUCUUCGGGUCGAGAGCUCCGGACGGACAUGGCGGUUCAACGCGGUGCUUUUUUCUUAGACGGUGAAAGCAGUUCUAGUGGCGCACUGCGCCGUUUUGUUAUUUCCGGCCAAGGAAUCCCUGCCCUGUCGUCUGGCAGUGAGCCUGCGUACCUCGACAACCAAGCCGCCGUAAUGCGCUUGUUCCAGCAGGUGUUACGGUCGAAAUAUCCGAGUCAAGCGAUCCCUCAACAGGCCCAGACUCUGUAUCAUGCCUUUUCUGCACUUGGAAGCAUACGGAGAGUAAAGCAACAUGAAAUUCCGAGCAAGAAGCUCCCUCCAGAUUAG
Messenger RNA from Aspergillus nomiae NRRL 13137, 2580 nucleotides. RefSeq names its product C6 and C2H2 transcription factor. The record is from RefSeq and is a predicted model, not a curated record. Bases 1 to 2580 code for a protein of 859 amino acids. Gene Ontology annotation, molecular function: zinc ion binding; DNA-binding transcription factor activity, RNA polymerase II-specific; DNA binding. Lineage: Eukaryota; Fungi; Ascomycota; Eurotiomycetes; Eurotiales; Aspergillaceae. The transcript has 8 exons. Gene Ontology annotation, biological process: regulation of DNA-templated transcription; DNA-templated transcription.